Molecule: messenger RNA, 5443 nt
Organism: Carassius auratus (goldfish)
Lineage: Eukaryota; Metazoa; Chordata; Actinopteri; Cypriniformes; Cyprinidae
Product: growth/differentiation factor 11
Exons: 3
Coding region: 338-1510 (390 amino acids)
Cellular component (GO): extracellular region
Molecular function (GO): growth factor activity; cytokine activity
Source: RefSeq, a predicted model, not a curated record
GCCACUAGGCAGCAGUGAUAUAUAAAGGGGGCUUUAUAGACGCAUUUGUACAGUUGAAAGAGACAUGCUAAAGUAUUUUCAGACAGUGAAUCAGGUAGCUGAUUAAAGGACUUAAAAACACAAACUGAAAUGCAAAAAGGAACGUUUUUUUUUUUUUUUUUUUAAAGAAUCCGAUUAUACCCGUCCGUAUAAAAUGGAAUAUAUUUUCUGCUAAAACGUCUUAGUUUAUUUUUAGGUAACUAUUUUUUUUCUCGAAUAAAUAUUCUCAAGAUAAGUAGGCUACCAAAGUAUCUUGCAAAGUCAAGAGGAAAACCUUUGAUACUGACAAUUUAACAUCAUGACAAGCUAUAACUUUUUGUUGUGCUUGACGGUUCUUAUUUCUUUGGGACUGUCCGGGAGCGAUGAGCCGGACCUCUUUCAGGUUCCACUGAAUGAGAUGUCCUCGGAUGCUGGAGUCUCUCUCUUUGAUUUGGAGGAUGUGGACUCUCUAGAGUGUUCAGCGUGCGUUUGGAGAGAACAGAGUAAAGUCUUAAGGCUGGAAACAAUCAAAUCACAAAUCCUUAGCAAACUGCGCUUAAAACAAGCGCCCAACAUCAGCAGAGAGGUGGUUAAUCAGCUUCUUCCAAAAGCACCUCCACUGCAGCAGCUUCUGGACCAUCACGACUUCCAGGGGGACGCAUCCUCCCUAGAGGAUUUCAUGGACGCCGAUGAGUAUCACGCCACUACCGAAUCCGUCAUCACCAUGGCCUCAGAGCCUGAACCUCUGGUGCAGGUGGAUGGGAAACCCAGCUGUUGUUUCUUCAAGUUCAGUCCAAAACUGAUGUUUACCAAGGUUCUGAAAGCCCAGCUGUGGGUUUAUCUGCGUCCACUCCAGAAAACGUCCACUGUUUAUCUGCAGAUCCUUCGCCUUAAACCUAUCACUGAGCAGGGAAGCCGACACAUCCGCAUCCGGUCGCUCAAAAUCGAGCUUAGUUCCCAAGCUGGUCAUUGGCAGAGCAUUGAUUUCAAACAUGUGUUGCAGAACUGGUUCAAGCAACCACACACAAAUUGGGGCAUUGAUAUAAAUGCCUAUGACGAGAGUGGCAAUGACCUGGCUGUGACAUCUCUGAGGCCUGGAGAGGAAGGACUGCAGCCAUUCCUGGAGGUCAGGGUUCUUGAAACAACCAAGCGAUCACGGAGAAAUCUGGGUCUUGACUGUGAUGAGCACUCCAUGGAAUCCCGCUGUUGUCGCUACCCGCUCACAGUGGACUUUGAAGCUUUUGGCUGGGACUGGAUCAUUGCACCCAAACGUUACAAGGCAAACUACUGUUCAGGCCAGUGUGAGUACAUGUUCAUGCAGAAGUACCCACAUACUCAUCUGGUUCAGCAUGCCAAUCCUAGAGGCUCGGCAGGGCCAUGCUGCACACCGACGAAGAUGUCACCGAUAAAUAUGUUGUACUUCAAUGAUAAACAGCAGAUAAUCCAUGGCAAAAUCCCAGGAAUGGUGGUGGACCGUUGUGGCUGUUCAUAGAAUAAUAUGUUUUGGUUGAGCUAAGGGAAAUUGAUGGAGGGAGGGUAUUAGGGAUGAAUCUAGCACCUACAAGUCUCUGCAAUUACCUUUUAUUGUCCUCACACUCCUUGGAAAUAGUAUUUCAUAAUGUACAGAGAACAAAAAGACAUUUGUAUCCUUCUUAACUCUAGUACAGCACUCUUAGAUCCAGGAUCCUAAUUUCUCACUUUAUUAUUUGAAUCUGAAUUUUAGUUCUACCACAAUUGUGUGUGUGUGUUGUGUGUGUGUGUGUGUGUAUUUGUCUGAGUGUUUGUGUGUAUAUGUAUGUAUGUAUGUAUGUGUGUGUGUGUGUGUGUGUGUGUGUGUGUGUAUAUAUACAUAUACAGCAGGCAAAAUAAGUAUUAAACACAAACAUUCUCAGUAAAUAUAUUUCUAAAGGUGCUGUUGGCAUUAAAUUUUCACCAGAAGUCAGUUACUGUCCAAGUAAUCCAUACAAACAAAUAAGUUCAGAAAUUAAAUUCUGUGUUAUAAAAUGGAAUGACUCAGGGAAAAAGUACUGAACAGAUGACGAAAGGGAGGUGCAAUAAAGCAUGGAAAGCCAAGACACCACCUGAAAUCUAUCAAUAAUUAGAAAGCAAUCCUGCCCCUUGUCUGACCAACGUGUCACACAGAAAACAUUUCAUGAUGGGUGAAAGCAAAGAGCUUUCUCAUAACCUUUGCAACCUUAUUGUUGCAAAACAUGCUGAUGGCAUUGGUUACAGAAGGAUUUCUAUAUGAAUGUUCUAGUGAGCACUGUUAGAACAUAAUCUGAAAGUGGAAAGGACAAAAUUUCACCAUAAACUGGCCACCGCCAGGUGCUCCUCACAAGAUUUCUGAUAGAGGAGUGAAAUUAAUUAUCACACCAUGUUUGGGGGUCACAUGGCAUUUGCACAUCACCCCAAAAAAUCAUGGUCUAGCACUGGUAAAAUGCAUAUAAUUGAAGGAAGGAUGAAUGGAAAAAUGUACAGAGACAUUUUUGAUAAAAAUAUGCUGCCAUCUACCCAGAUGUUGAAGAUGAAAUGAGGAUGGACAUUCCAGCGAGACAAUGAUCCCAAACACACAGCCAAAGAAACUCUCAUUCGGUUUCAGAUAAAGAAAGUAAAGUUGCUAGAAUGGCCCAGACAAUCACCUGACUUGAAUCCAAUAGAAAGUCUAUGGAAAGAACUAAAGAGUAGAGUUCAAAAAAGUGGCCCACGGAACCUUCAAGAUUUGAAGAAUGUUUGUGUGGAAGAAUGGGUCAAAAUCACACCUGAGCAAUGCACACGACUAGUUUCUCGAUGCGUGACUUGAAGCUGUCAUUACCAACAAGGGCUUUGUAUGAAAGUAUUAAUUAAAUUUCAGUUAGCAUGUUCAAUACUUUUUCCCUGGGUUAUUCCACUUUAUAACACCGAACUUAAUUUCUAAAAUAAUUAGUAUUUCUUUCUUUAUUUGUAUGGAUUACUUGGGUUGCUAACAACAUCUGGUGAAAAUUCAAUUUCAACAACCAUUAUAAAUAUAUUUACUGGGGAAAAUGGUGAUGUGUUCAAUACUUACUUUACCCACUGUAUACACACACAUUUUUUUGGAUGCAUUUUGUUAGGUAGUUCUGAGAUUCAGGUCCACAAUUUUGCUUUACAUCAAAUAUAUCCUCAUUGUCUUGUUGCUUUUUGCAGUAUUACACAUUCAGAGAAAAUAGAAAAUAAAAAUGCUGGAAAAUUGUUGAAUUACAGCUGGUAAGGGGAUACUGUCGGAAUGGAGGAUGAUAUAAAAAUUUAGUGCAAGAUAUAAUAGAUCAUAAGACAAAACACUCAUUCAUUUGUGGAGUUGUUAGUGUUGAUCUAUAAUUUAGGAAAGUAAAAUAUUAUCAUAUAUUUUUUAAUUAUUACGUGCGUGUGUGUGUGUGUGUGUGUGUGUGUGUGUGUGUGUGUGUGUGUGUGUGUGUGUGUGUGUGUGUGUGUGUGUGCAUCUUUCAGUUGUAAGUUUUGAAAUUGAGUCCAAAGUGUUUAAGCCAGCAUACUAAGUCUCAUUCUAGGUUUCCUACAUGUAUUUUUUAUUGUAUUUUAAUGCUAAUGUUAUGCAUUAGAGAAAUCGUGACAAGAGACAAAUGCACCUCAGCCCCUCCACUAAAGCUGUUUUCACUAUGGUGUAGACCUAAUUGUCAACACCAAAUUAAAAAUUUAUUAUUUAAAGAAGUGAAAUGUGACACAAACAGUAAUUGUGUAAAAAAAUAAAAAUAAAUCCAUACUCUUCGAUUUUACAGAAAUGCUAUUUUCAGAAAUGUCUUUGCUUACAUUAACUCUGCCUUUAAAAUCUGUUAUCAAUAAAUCAUUGCCAAGGUAAACCAAAAUAAAACAUAAAAAUGUUCAUGACUAUAUGCAGUUGUACUAAAUAAAGAUGAGUUUUCAUCUGCACUUAAUACAAUAACAUAUAGAUCUCUAUAUUGGCACAUGUAUUUAUAUGAAUUCAAAGAACAGAUGUCACUGUGGAUCACAACAGUACUCUAUCCUUUGUAGAUAAGACACUUGUCUGCAGUUUAGAGAAAUAUAGAGAAAAGUAAUUAGUAAAGAAAAGUAAAAGUAUUUAAUUAAAUACUAUUCCCUGUUCCGUACCAAACUUUAAUGGUACAGUAAACUCUGGGAGAGCUGAAAAAGCAAAGGAUGGAGAGGGGUAGUAGUACAGUAGAAUAUAAAUCUUUUCUAUUCUUCAAAUAUGUCCCAUUGUUGAAAACAAAAGCACUAUGAUGUUGGAUAAAAGAGGAGCCUUCUUAUACUAAAUCUAAGUAAUAUAUAGAUAUAUCACAAAAGAGAAAAAGAUGGCAGUGUGAUCAUGCUGAAGGGCAUAAAAGAUUAUUUUGGGCACUCUAUGUACCAACAAUAAAUUUUGCACUAUGGGAAGUAAAAAUGGCACGAGAAUUUUUUAUUUCCAUUUCUAUUUGACCUUUUUAAGCACAAGAACCUUGUAGAUGGAUUUUAAUAACCUAGUAAUGUCUAUGGAGUUUAUGCCAUUUAAAACAAAUCAUGUCUUAAUUUUCAAAAGCUCAUCUAUGCCUGAAGUUUUAAAUUGCUGUUUUAUAAUACUAUCAAAUUCACAAAACAGAAGUCUAUAAAGCCUUAAUAUUCUAGAUAACAUCUGAUUUGAAAGGCAAGUUUUGCAGGACUUGAAUUAUGUAUUAACUAGCAAUGAACAUUUUAACUUGGUACCCAGCAGAAGGAAGGUUAUAUGGGCCACAAGUAAUUAUUCCUACUGAAAAUUAAAUCACAAAAUAAUUCAAACCUACCUCAUCAAAACAGUUUGAAACCUUGCUAUGAAAUUAAAAUCGACAAAUUGUAUAACAUCUGAAAAAUACAAAUGCAUGUAAUUCAGACUUUUUAUUCUUGCCAUUUCAGUUCUUUUGAAGUUUGAAACCUUGCUAUGAAAUAAAAAACGACAAAUUGUAGAACAUCUGAAAAAUACAAAUGCAUGUAAUUACUUCAGACUUUUUAUUCUUGCCAUUUCAGUUCUAUCAAUGUUUUUAGAACAUUAUUACUUGAAUUAUGUACAAGUCUUAUAAAAUGCCACAGGGUCUCUAUAGUAAUGUCCUUUAAGGAUACAAAGAAUGGAAAAUAUGAUAUGGAGAACGUAAGCCAUUACCCUGUUAAGCUGUACAAUUUCAAACUUCUGUAUAAUGUGAUGUUCUAAAUGUUUUUGUCAUACAAUAUGCGGAGAAAAAAAGAAUUGUGAUUUGUAAAUGUUAAAAAAGAAAAAAAUCCAAAUGAAAACAUUCUACAUUAUAUACAGUUUACAGACUCUGUUUUGAAGAUUUACCUACUUGUUUUAGUCAUGUUCAACCAUUCUUUAUGUUUUGUAAAGAAAUUAUGUAGUUUGGUUUUCAUGCAAAUAAGAAUACUUCAUCAUUAUAUCUGUCCUUAUUUUUGUUUGAUCAUGUUUUGUACAAUA